AUGGACGUCGUGAGACCAACGGUGGAGAUUCCACCGCGAAAGCUUCUUUUGUCUUCCAAGUCCUUUCCUGCGGAUGCUUCCCCUCGCUCUUCGCCGCGUAAACAUAACUGGAACAAGAGUAACAAGAUUACAUCUGAGCAUGAAGAGGACAGCUUCAACGAAGACAACAACAAGGAGGUGAAGGAGUAUUGUUAUGAUUCCGACACUGAUGAUCCUUACGCAAGCGAUCAUUUCCGGAUGUUUGAAUUCAAGAUCCGACGUUGCACCCGUAGCCGAAGCCACGAUUGGACUGAUUGUCCCUUUGCUCAUCCCGGAGAGAAAGCUCGGCGUCGUGAUCCUCGUCGGUUUCAAUACUCCGGUGAGGUUUGUCCCGAGUUCCGUCGCGGUGGUGAUUGUAGCCGUGGAGAUGACUGUGAGUUUGCUCAUGGAGUCUUUGAGUGUUGGCUCCAUCCUAUUCGUUACCGUACCGAAGCUUGUAAAGACGGUAAACACUGUAAAAGAAAAGUAUGUUUCUUUGCUCAUUCGCCACGUCAGCUUAGGGUUCUUCCUCCAGAAAAUGUUUCCGGCGGUUCAGCGUCCGCGUCCCCGGGGAAGAAUCCGUGUUGCCUGUUUUGUAGCAGCUCUCCCACGAGCACUCUUUUGGGUAAUUUGUCUCAUCUUUCUCGAUCACCGUCUCUGUCUCCACCUAUGUCCCCUGCCCACAAAGCCGCUGCCUUUUCUCGUCUGAGGAAUCGCGCCGCUUCUGCCGUUUCAGCUGCUGCAGCCGCUGGUUCGGUUAACUAUAAAGAUGUUUUAAGCGAGUUAGUGAAUUCAUUGGAUUCCAUGAGCCUAGCGGAAGCGCUACAGGUGAGUUCCUCUUCACCGGUUACAACGCCAGUUUCUGCAGCGGCUGCGGCGUUUGCCUCGUCCUGCGGUUUGAGCAAUCAACGUCACCAUCUCCAGCAACAGCAGAGCAGUCCUUUACAAUUUGCUCUUUCGCCUUCCACUCCAAGUUACCUGACAAACUCACCGCGGGCUAACUUUUUCAGCGAUGAUUUCACUCCUCGCCAGAGACAGAUGAACGAUUUUACCGCGGUGGCUGCGGUUAGGGACAAGACUAGCUUUGAGGAUGGUUCGUGUGUCGACCCUGAUCUAGGAUGGGUGAAUGAUCUCUUGACUUGA
This is a messenger RNA of Thlaspi arvense, 1161 nucleotides long. NCBI's taxonomy places the organism in Eukaryota, Viridiplantae, Streptophyta, Magnoliopsida, Brassicales, Brassicaceae. The record is from the annotation of a GenBank genome assembly.